AUGUUUCGCGCAUUUGCGAACUCGCCGGUGUACAAAACACUCCUCCGGCCCCUCAGUAGCAAUUCGAUGCUCGCGCUGUGUGUCACGACGGGAUGCAUGAGCGCGUUCGUGUACUGGUCCUAUGCCCGAAGUAGCCUGGCCACGCUGCGACAGACACAAGAGGGCUGUCAAGGUAUAGCUGAAAACGCCUUUGUGCAGAGCAGGAAAUUGUUGAAGAGCCUGGAGGAGGACUGGGCUCAAGAUAUGAAGUCGCGUGACGACUCGGUGCGACGACUGGAGCUGCAGAACGUGGAACAGACACGCAGCAUCGCUCGCCUGGAUGCGGCAAUGAAACUCUGCAUCGCACCAGGACCACAAGUGCCAGAGUGA
Trypanosoma conorhini is the source of this 369-nucleotide messenger RNA. Its product is annotated as ADG1 protein. The transcript has a single exon. NCBI's taxonomy places the organism in Eukaryota, Euglenozoa, Kinetoplastea, Trypanosomatida, Trypanosomatidae. Bases 1 to 369 code for a protein of 122 amino acids. The record is from RefSeq and is a predicted model, not a curated record.